Molecule: messenger RNA, 5047 nt
Organism: Xiphias gladius (swordfish)
Lineage: Eukaryota; Metazoa; Chordata; Actinopteri; Istiophoriformes; Xiphiidae
Product: plakophilin-4-like
Exons: 21
Coding region: 16-3441 (1141 amino acids)
Biological process (GO): cell-cell adhesion; cell-cell junction assembly
Cellular component (GO): cytoplasm; adherens junction; plasma membrane
Molecular function (GO): cadherin binding
Source: RefSeq, a predicted model, not a curated record
GGGGAGGCGCGGGCGAUGGAGGAGGGGGACGCAGCGGGGGAAGGGCCCAUGGCGGUCAGAGAGGGGCCAAGCGAUCGCGGCCUGCUGCCGGACGCCGGCGGCGGCGCCGCCGCCACCACCACCACCACCACCAACCUCCUGGCCUCUGUCAAAGAGCAGGAGCUCCAGUUUGAGCGGCUGACUCGGGAGCUGGAGGAGGAGCGGCAGAUCGUGGCCAGCCAGCUGGAGAGGUGCAUGCUGGGAGCGGAGUCGCCAGCGGGGGACAGUAGCAGCUCAUCUGAGAAGUCGUUUGCAUGGAGAUCUGCAGGCGGAGAGUCGCAGGGCGGAGCCAUGGAGGCGUCUGGUCGUCACCUGGACGCGGAGGAGGGACUCUACCUGCCCGAACCGGACCGUGCGUCCCUGCAUGACAGUGAGGGCUCGGGAGGUCACUCGGCCCAGAUGACCUCAUAUUCAGACAGCGGCUACCAGGACAGCAGCGUCAGCUACUACAGCAACCAGAAUGUGGUGCGUUCGGAGCCCCGGGCCUCGAUAUCAAGAAGCCCAAGAGCUGAGGGCCAAGCCUCGGGGCAGCCGUCCAGCCGGGUGUUGCGGAGGAUGGCCUCCCUCCCCUCCAGGAGCCAGUCUCCAGGCUGCGGCACCGCCGGCACUGUCUCACCCUCCCGCAUCUCCCUGCGAACGUCCCAAGGCAGCACCUACGACUCGCCCAUCCUCUCCGAGCCCAAACCUCUGGCUGCUGUUUUCCCCGGCACCACCAUGCCACCCUCCUGCCCGUCACCGACCUCCCCAACCAGCGGCACACAGGCCCUGGGCGGUGGGGGAGGAGGUGGCUUAGGGGGAGGAGGUGGCGGGCGGCUGGGCUCCACCCUCUCUCUGGUCGAGGGGAGGGGUUUGACGGGGUCCCCGCUGCGUUCGGGGAUGACGGCCGUGCCGCAGCACUACGGCUCCACGCUGCCCAGGCAGAGCCAGUCGCUGGCCUACGGAGCUGAUCCAUACGGCCUGUACCAGAGGAGCGCGCUGCCCCGCCCCGACAGCCUCAUAGGGCUCCACAGCUCGUACGCCGGUCAUGCGGGGCAGAUAGAUCCAGAGCUGCGGGCGGCGUUGUCUCCCGACUGCCACAUGACGCCGGUUUUCGAUGAACGUUCCUUCCACAGCCCCCUGUACCACAGCCCCACCCACGACCCCCAGGGUUCCCUUUACAGGACAAGCACAGGUAUGGGGACCCUGCCUCGGACCACAAGCCAUUGCGGCACGCUGCCAUACCAAAGAAGCAGCUACGGGCUGAGCUCCGCGGCCCUGUACGUCGACACCUACAGGAUCUCCGGCGAGCCGGUCUACUCCCACCGGCACUCGGGACUGGUAGACCGGGUCGCAACGCGCAGCCCGUCCAUCGAGAGCAUACACAAGGACCCGAGGGAGUUUGCUUGGCGUGACCCCGAGCUGCCGGAGGUCAUCCACAUGCUGCAGCAUCACUUCCCCUCCGUCCAGGCCAACGCCGCCGCCUACCUGCAGCACCUGUGCUACGGAGACAACCGGGUCAAGGUGGAGGUGUGUCACCUGGGAGGGAUCCAGCACCUGGUGGACCUGCUAGAUCACAAGGUGGCAGAGGUCCAGAAGAGCGCCUGCGGGGCCCUGAGGAACCUGGUGUACGGCAAGGCCACCGACGACAACAAGGUGGCGCUGAGGAACUGCGGCGGCGUGCCGGCCCUGCUGCGCCUCCUCAGGAAAACAACCGACAACGAAGUUCGUGAGCUGGUCACUGGCGUCCUGUGGAACCUGUCCUCGUGCGACGCCGUGAAGAUGACCAUCGUCCGCGACGCUCUGGCCACACUGACCAACACGGUCGUCAUCCCCCACUCGGGCUGGAGCAGCGUCCCGCACCGCGAGGAGCACAAAGUCAAGUUCCAGUCCUCCCUGCUGCUGCGUAACACCACUGGCUGUCUGAGGAACCUGAGCUCAGCAGGGGAGGAGGCGAGGAGUCAGCUGCGUUGCUGUGAAGGUCUGGUCGACUCGCUGCUCCACGUCCUCAAAGCCUGCGUCAACACCACCGACUACGACAGCAAGAUCGUGGAGAACAGUGUCUGCACCCUGAGGAACCUCUCGUACCGGCUGGAGGUGGAGAUGCCCUCCUCUCGUCUCCUCAGCAACCAGGAGCUCGACACCCUGCUGGGCUUCUCCUUCCCGGCCAAGGAGCUGGACUACCUCUGCUGGGGCAAGAGGAGGCGCGGCAGGAAGCGGGGCGGCUGGCCCGACGACAAGUGGGACGACGUUGGGCCGAUCCCAGGUUUCUCCCAGCCUCUGAGAGGAGCGGAGCUGCUGUGGCACCCGAUGGUGGUGAAGCCAUACCUCAACCUGCUGGCUGAAAGCUCCAACCCGGCCACGCUGGAGGGUGCUGCCGGGUCCCUGCAAAACCUCUCUGCCGGAAACUGGAAGUUCUCGGCCUACAUCCGAGCAGCGGUGCGUAAGGAGAAAGGUCUGCCCAUCCUGGUGGAGCUGCUGAGGAUGGACAACGACCGGGUCGUCUGCUCCGUCGCCACAGCUCUCCGCAACAUGGCGCUGGACGGCCGCAACAAGGAGCUGAUAGGAAAGUACGCCAUGCGGGAUCUGGUGAAUCGACUGCCCGGCGGCAGUCCGUCAGUGCUGUCGGACGAUACGGUGGCGUCGGUCUGCUGCACGCUGCACGAGGUCACCAGCCGCAACAUGGAGAACGCCAAAGCUUUGGCCGACAGCGGGGGCAUCGAGAAGCUGGUGGACAUCAGCAAAGGACGAGGGAAAGGGUAUUCGAUGAAGGUUGUGAAGGCAGCCGCUCAGGUGCUGAACACGCUGUGGCAGUACAGGGAGCUGAGGAGCCUCUACAAACAGGAUGGAUGGAACUACACCCACUUCAUCACUCCCGUCUCCACCCUGGAGCGAGACCGGUACCGUUCGCAGCCGACCCUGCCCACCAGCCCCCUGCAGAUGUCCCCCGUCAUCCAAUCAGGUGGUAGUGCAACAUCCUCACCAGCGAUGCUCGGGAUAAGAGGACACAGUUCCAACUAUCAGAGGGCGCAGUCAUCUAUGCAACUGGACACGUAUUACGGAGACAACAGUUUACACAAACGGCAGUACACAGGGUCUGAGAAGAAAACCCCGUAUUUCAUUGGGACAUAUUCUUCCCAGUCAGGGGAGGAUCUGAGAAGGUCCCAGCACCCAGAGCCAUUCUAUGACGAACCCGACAGGAAGAACUACAACAGCUUCAGAAUGUACCUGUCGUCUCCACAAGGCUACGGAGAGGAGCAGUACGAGGACGAACCAGUCCACCUGACCCCAUCCUCCCCCGACGGCUACGCCAGCCAGUCGCUCCGAUUCAAAGCCAACACCAACUACGUGGACUUCUACUCCACCACGCGGAGGCCUUCAAACCGGGCGAACAAGUUCACCGGCUCCCCUGACUCCUGGGUGUAGAUACGAAACGGAAACCGCGUACGUUGAGCUUCGUCGUUUUGGCAGUCUGUUUCCGUGGGUGUUUGUGUGUGCGGGGAGUGCACGUGGGUGGGCCCCCCGUAUGGUUGUGUGAGAGGUUAAGGACGCGUGUGAAUGUGUGUGCAUCUGUGUUGAAGCUGUACCGAAUGACCAGGGCUCGGUUUGCUACGUGCAGCUUUUGAUUAAGUUAGAACAUGUGCUUAAUAAUGCAGAUAAAUACGAACCAUUCCUUUUUAUCUUUGGUCUUUCUUCCACACUAGAAAAAGAUUAUUUUAAGGAAAAAAGGGUUUUAAUUUAAAAAUUUUAGAAAAAUUAAUCGUUUACUCCAGGCUGGAGAAUUAGUGCCUCCAGCUGGUUAUUUCAACUCCUAACAGUUGCUAAACAUCAGUGGAUGGAAACAAGCAUUCAUUAUCACUUUCUUUUGCCAAUCCCAUUGGAAAUUCCAUUAAAAUAUUUUGCGAAAUUUAGAUGGAAACUUGACUAAAUUGAGGUCAAGGUUGCUGCCCGCGACAGUGGUGUUGCAGACUGCCUCCUCUCUUGAGUGAAGGCCAUUCACGUCUUUACUCACGCGACUCGCACCUGGCUGCCAGGUGGCCCAACAACCCACACGCGACCUGACAGACUCUCAGGUGCGAGCGACCCCACAGAGGUUGCCAGCGUGGGAAUCCUCACCAGAAUUGAAGUUUUUCAGAGAAGAGGCCGGAAUCUAAAGUAAGUCCAGCUGCCUUUUGACUUUAGAUAAGAUCUUCAAACAUUGCCACAAUGUCACAACGAUAGAAGAAAGAUUUGGAAAAUUAAAAAAUGUAAAGAAAUGACACAUUUCUCUCAAUACAAACAUUUUAAACUUUACCUGCAUUAUUAUGGAACUAGUAAAUGCACUGCAGAAAGAUGGAUAUAGUCAAAAGAUCCUUUUUUGGAAAAAACCCAGCCCUAACUUUUUUGUUUACCAGAGUGUUUGUUAACGUCAACUGGUUUUAUUUUUCUCUGCAGUAAAAGUGUGCAGUGUGUUGGCUUUAUAAAUAUUGUCCGCCAGCGAGAGAAAAAGAACUUAUUGAAGUUGAGGAUCCUGUGUCAAAAAAAAACAAAACAAAAAAAAACACACCUGGGCCAAAUACUAUUUACCAGUAAUUCUGGGCACUUGCUGCAGUAAAUAAAACCACUAUACUACUCCAAACAGGAUAAAAGUCACUCUAAAAAUGAUUUUUAAAUGUUAUUUGACCAAGGUUUGGAGAGGAGAAACUUACCGAUUAGCAUCCUCUCACCUCGGGAACCUAAUGUUGGCCUAAAGUGCAGUAUGUCAUAAAGUAUGUGAAAUAUGUGACAAAAACAUGUGAAAAUCUAUUUGUACAGAUACACUGGCUAAACCGUCCUGUUACAUUGUUGUAUUCAAUAUGUAGAACUUUAUAUGUGAUUGUGUCGAGAAGAUUUUUCUAUUAUUUAUUGAUUAUUUUUCUUAAUUCACUUGUGACCUGACCAAAAUACGCCGUCUGUCUGUUCUGUCCAAAACUGAUGAUGAUGAUAAUGUGCAAUGUUACAGAGGGAAAUAUAUGUAUAGGGAUUAAAGAUUAUAUCAUGACGAUAUCUGAAA